CUCUCUCUCUCUCUCUCUCUCUUGCUCGCUCUGUGCAGAAUUGAUAGUGCAUUUGCAGAUCCUUGUACGCAUCAGAGAGUAGAACAUAUAUCUCUUCAAUAGGAUCUGCAAAUUGCACGGACUCGGUUCAAUUCUCUUUGUGAAUUCUGAAGCCUUCUGCUCGGGUCUAUCUGGUCUCCGUGUCUGUGGAUACUGAAGCCUUUUGGAUAGGAUUAUAAUGUUCGCGGUGGCUUGCUGUGGACCGAGUCGCCAUCGAGAGUUAAUUGAAGCAUGCGGGUCCAUUUUUUUGUUGAGGAAGAACGAUGACUAGGCUGAGGACGACAAAUUGCAAGCGAGCCCGAUUUCCGGUUGCUGCUUCUGGCGGACAAAGUGAUGGUUCUCAGCACAUGAGGCCUUGGCAUGGGAGAACUACUGGUCCUACAAGACGCUCCACAACGGGAAAAUGGACUGCCGAAGAGGACGACGUAUUGCGCAGGGCGGUUGAACAUUACAAAGGAAAAAGUUGGAAAAAAAUAGCGGCAUAUUUUAAAGAUCGAACAGAUGUGCAGUGUCUACACAGGUGGCAGAAGGUCUUAAAUCCUGAACUCGUCAAAGGCCCAUGGUCUAAAGAGGAAGAUCAAAUGAUAAUCGAGUUAGUUAAUAGAUAUGGGGCAAAGAAGUGGUCAACCAUUGCAGAAGCAUUACCUGGACGUAUUGGAAAGCAAUGUCGAGAAAGGUGGCACAACCAUCUCAACCCAGCCAUAAACAAGGAACCUUGGACACAGGAAGAGGAGAUGGCUUUAAUUCGUGCUCAUCAAAUUUAUGGGAACAAGUGGGCUGAGUUACAGAAAUUUUUGCCUGGCAGGACAGACAAUGCAAUAAAAAAUCAUUGGAACAGCUCCGUGAAAAAGAAGUUGGAAUCUUAUUUGGCAUCAGGAUUACUGGAACAGUUUCAAGGUCUGCCUUAUGUAGAACAUCCAAGUUCAUUGUCUGUGGGGAUGCAACAGAGCCAAGUGGAUGGGGUUGAAGAAGCUGAAACUUCAGAAUGUAGUCGAGGAUCAUUAGCAGUAGUCAAUUGCUUUCAGUUUGAUUCUGGAACAGCAGAUGCAAUGGAGAAUGUUAGGAGUGAAGAAUCUGAUCAUAGAAAGGGGCAUAAUGUGGAGCACUAUUUAUUACAAACGGCUGAAGCUCCUGAUAUUAAAGAUUGCCAGUAUAGUUCCCAUAAAUUGUCCAACGUCUUUGUGGAUGUCUCGGAGGAAUCAUCAGGGUUUGUUGGAACAUCUGAACAAGGUAAAUGUGAAAAUGAAAGCCACAGCAAAGGUUGUAUUCAGACACAGAGCUCUGCUGGAUUGAACACCUCUGCUACAAUUGAAAACAUUGGUUCUGCUAAAAUGGAUAACCUAUUAUCUGAGAGUGAUCUUCUUGAGAUUACAUUAUCAGAGGCAAGAAGUCUUGAAUGUGUUUUUCAUGGGAAUGUGACAGAACAAUCAAAUGACCAGGAUGGUGCCACGAUUAUGAUAAAUUGCCAAUCUGACUCUCAGAGCUUGGCAACCACCAGAACUUUUGCUUUGGAGUCAUGUGCCCCUCUAAAGGAUGUCGUAGGAGGAAUUUCAGAUUUUGAGGCCAUUCCAAUUUCAAGUGAUGAUUUCAUCUAUGUAGACUCUCUUGGUAUAGAUGCAGAUGAAAAAGACAACUGUAUGAAACUAGAUGAGGCAAAGAAUGCCCCAAAACUAGUUCCUGUGGAUAUAUUUAGUACAGUAAACUCAGACUCUGUCCAAACCUUUUCCUCCAAUGAUGAAAAUGCAAAACUUUCAAACUCGGAUGAGGCAAAGGUUACUUCGAAGCUGGCUCCUGGGGACGUUCUUGGUUUGGUGAAUUCAGAUUCUAUGCAAGCCCUCCCCUCAAUGGAUGAUGAUGCUAGAGUGAAUACAGUAGAACAGGAUUCAGGAGCUCUAUCUUACCGGCCUCUCCGUUUCCCAGGCUUUGAUGUUCCUUUUCUCAACUUUGAUCUCAUAACAUCUGGUGUUGAUAUGCAGCAAGCAUACAGUCCUUUUGGGAUUCGCCAACUGCUGAUGCAUCCAAUGAACUUUGCCUCACCACGUAGCUUGUGGGAUUCACCAAUUCAUAAAAGUACUCCAGAUGCUAUAUCAGAUAAGGCUGCUAAAAGCUUCACAUGUACAACAUCCAUCAUGAAAAAGAGACUGCAAGAACCCUUGUCACCCGUUGAAGAAACAAAAGGAGACAAAGAAUAUGAAAAGGAUACAAAUAUGAGGACAUUUAGCUUGACCAGUACCUUUUCUUCUCUGGAAUCAAUUUUAGAAGAGAAUGGGGUUUCUGCAAUGUCCAUAUGUUCUAUUGAUUCUCCAGUUGACCAAAAAGUGGAUUUUGAAGACUCCAUUCAGGAUAAAGCUAAUACGGACCGUGCUUUUGAAGAGGAAAAAGAGAACAUUGGGAAUUUGGAGAGCAGAAUAUCAGAGAAAGACAUUGGGAGCACUAAUUCUCCAGAGAAGAUUGUGAAGAAGGGUACCUUGAGUAUCAAUCCUAAGUCCAAGAUCGAUGAUGGCACUUCUGUCCUAAUUCCUACGGGAGUGCUUGUUGAAUGUAACAUAGAUGAACAGCUGGUAUUUUCUCCCAAUAGAGAUGAACACCAAACAACUAGAGCUUUGAGUAUGGCAGUUUUAAGUCCCAGAGGCCAAUAUGUUAUAAGGUUGGAUCCUAAAGCAUACCGGGGUGGCAAUUUAGAGCCAUCAUCUUUGAAAAAUGAGAACUUUGUAGCUGUUGCAUCUACAGAGUGUGCACCAUCAUCACAGCCUCCAGAAACCACUAGUGGAAAUGCUGGGGAUGAUGCUGAUAUAUUUAGCAUUUUUAGAUCUGAGGAGACUCCAAAUAGAAAAAGAGGAAUCGAAUCUCCAUCAGCAUGGAAGUCUCCUUUGUUCGUGAAUACUUUCCUUCCUGGACCAAGAUUUGAUAUGGAUAUGACAUUUGAGGAUUUGGGAUACUUCUUGAGCCCUGGGAUGAGAAGCUAUGACAUUGGGCUGAUGAGACAGCUUAAUGAGGACACCACAACUGUCUUUGCCAACACUUGGGACUGUUUGGCAGGUGAUGAUCCUGUAACGCCCUCAAAGAUAGUAUUCUCCGGCGACCAAAACUUAUCUGGGGAGGAUAAUUGUUUUCUUCAUAACGAGCAGGAGAACAUUCCUCCCAGUGACUUGGCAGGGCAAUGUGUUCCUGAUUUCAGUGGAUGCGGGACGCCUGGGAAGGGUACAGACAAGAAGUUUCUUGAGCACACAGGUGCUACAAGCUUUUCAACCCCCUCAUCCUAUCUGACGAAGAAUUGCAGAUAAUUGACUCUCUCACUCGAUACAGAUAGUGGGUGUACUUAUUUUAUAUUCCUUAUGAAUGUAGCUAUGUUUGUAUAUGUGUGCAGUUUAUAUGAUAUUUUGAGUGUAAGUGCCAACUUCUAAGUUAUGCAGGGUGAUGUAUAUAGUAUAGUUUGUUCAUUACAUUUUAAAGUUGUGCUUGAUUUUCAGACUUGAAGAGUGAUGUAAACUAUGAAUAUGUCAAAUUUAUUAGUAGAGAUUCUUUGUAAUUAAUAAUAUUUUCGUAUUAUGGGGUGAAA
Messenger RNA from Juglans regia (Persian walnut), 3598 nucleotides. Its product is annotated as transcription factor MYB3R-1-like. Gene Ontology annotation, cellular component: nucleus. Gene Ontology annotation, biological process: regulation of DNA-templated transcription. The record is from RefSeq and is a predicted model, not a curated record. Lineage: Eukaryota; Viridiplantae; Streptophyta; Magnoliopsida; Fagales; Juglandaceae. Bases 303 to 3323 code for a protein of 1006 amino acids. The transcript has 12 exons. Gene Ontology annotation, molecular function: DNA-binding transcription factor activity, RNA polymerase II-specific; RNA polymerase II cis-regulatory region sequence-specific DNA binding.